This is a messenger RNA of Cornus florida, 751 nucleotides long. RefSeq lists its product as uncharacterized. NCBI's taxonomy places the organism in Eukaryota, Viridiplantae, Streptophyta, Magnoliopsida, Cornales, Cornaceae. The transcript has a single exon. The coding region runs from base 179 to 622 and encodes 147 amino acids. The record is from RefSeq and is a predicted model, not a curated record.
UAUGUAUAUCAAUCCUUAUUAAUGAGAAACCCCUUUCUUUGAUAUUUCCUCCGCCUAACUCUCUUUCCUUCUCUUCUCCGUAUAAAAGCUACCGAUCUCCCAUUUUUGUCACAAACAGAUCAUCUCUCUCUCUCUCUCUCUCUCUCUCUCUCUGUCUGUUUGUGUGUGUGUGGCUGCUAUGGCCAAUUCUUAUGAUAAACAAACCAUUCAUGAAGAAGAAAACGAUAUGGAUGGUCACGAAGAGACAGUUUGGGCAAGUGGAUGUGGUUGUUUAAGGCUCUUUUGCUUUACAAGGUCACGAACAAACAAUGAAACUGAAGAUACGACUUUGUUGGGAGCUGAGCACAAAGAGACAUGGUUGGUGAAGAAACUGAAGAAAGCCAAGGAAGUUUCAGAACAAUUGGCUGGACCCAAGUGGAAGAACUUGGUUCGAAAGAUCAGUAAGUAUUUCAACAACAAAAAAUCAAAGACUCAGUUCCAGUAUGAUCCAAAUAGCUAUGCUCUCAACUUUGAUGAUCACAGAGUUAAUAAUGUUGAAGAAGAAGAUGCCUCUUUGCUUGCUUUCUCCUCAAGGUUUGCCACUCCAUUUUCCGCUACUCAAGAACGCCAACCGAGGUUGUGAAAUAUUUAUACCAUUGUAUUCUCAUCUUUUCUCUUUAAUAUAAACAAGAUUGAUUGCAAUAUACAAACCGUUACCCCAAAAAUAUAUAUAUUAUAUAUAUAUAUAUAUAUACAUAUUUCUGUUGUGUUC